UCGACACACACGCCACCACCACAACCACACCACCAACAUGACGUCCUCCGUCUUCUACAAGUUCAAGAACUCUAGGGAGCCCGAGCGCAUCACCUUCGAGGGCACCGGCAUCUCUGUCUUCGAGCUGAAGCACGACAUCAUCAAAGCAUCAGGCCUCGGCGAUGGCUCAGACUUCGACCUCCACCUCUACCCCGAAGACCAACCCACAGCUGAAUAUGACGACGACACUACCAUCAUCUCACGAUCAAGUACCGUCAUCGCGGUCCGCAGGCCGGCCGCACGCGGUCAUGGCAGAGCCGCUCGCUACGUUUCCGGUCGUGCUCCCGUGAGAGCAAUCAAGAAGGCCGAUGCCAAGCCCACUAUCACCCCAACCCCCGGCGCCGCCCUCACAGAGCAGGACGCCGAAGCUGCUUUCCUCGCAGAGUCCGCACAAGUCUGGGAUGCGCAGAAAGAGACGCUAGCGCAUGCGAAGCCCGUAUUCCACAAGAAGAAGCCGGUCAACGUCCCGACACACGACCCGCCACCGGGCUAUGUCUGCUACCGAUGCCAGAAGAAGGGCCACUGGAUUCAAGCAUGCCCGACCAACGACGACCCCGAUUUCAAACCCCAGCCCCGCGCCAAGCGCACCACCGGCAUUCCCCGAUCCUUCCUCAAGACCGUCGAGAAACCUGUGGAUGAGGAGGACGCGCGCGGCGUUAUGUUGAACGCGGAUGGAGAAUACGUGCAGGUCAUGACGGACACAAGGACUUGGGAGAAGUUCCAGGAGAAGGCAAAUGCAUCCAAGGCACAGGCUGCGAAUGUUGAUGCAGCGCACAAAGAGGUGCGUGAGAGGGGUCUUGAGUGCCCGAUCGACAAGCGCAUGUUCGUGGAUCCGGUGAAAACGCCUUGCUGCGGUAAGACGUACUGCCAUGACUGCAUCGAGAAUGCGCUGGCGGAUGGAGAUUUGGUUUGUCCGAACUGUUCAAAGGAGGGCGUUCUGAUUGAUGAUCUUGCUACCGAUGAGGACAUGGUGCAGCAGAUCAAGGUCUACGAGGCCGAGAAGGCAAAGGAGAAAUUGGACAAGGAACAGCAGGCGAAGGAGGAGGCCCAGGCGGCCGCAAAAUCCCCCACACCCCCUAACAAUAAAGAUGACAUUUCCGUGCGCCCUACUGGUUCUACAUCGCCUAAGCCGAGUAACAGUAGUGUUUCUCAAUCAACUUCCAAUGUCAAAUCCCCUCUGACUGUUGCAGCAAACCCCACAUCGUCGUCUACUCCAGGUGCCGGUGCUGGCGGUAACGGCUCCGAUACUGACACUUCAACGACGUCGAAAAAGCGAAAGGACCCUCCGACUGAGAUCAAGCCUCCUACCGCCCCGAAGGCGAUGCGCCAACAAAAGGAACAGCAGUCGCGUCAAGCCCAAGACCAGCAGGUAGCAGGUACACAAGGCUGGAUCCAGGACAUGGAAGUCCUAAGGAACAUGCCGAACAUGCCACCGAAUAUCCCGAACAUGCCAAUAAUGCCCAAUGGCAAUAUGCCGAUGAGCAUGAGCAUGAGCAUGCCGAUGAACCCGAUGAUGAUGAACGCUCCGAACAUGAAUCCACAAAACAUGGGCGGCUACCCGCAGGGCUACAACCAGGGAUACCCGAACACCGGCUGGAAUCAGGGUUACGGCAACGCCCCGAACAACUUCAACAACAUGGCCUAUCCUCCAAACAACUACCAAAACAUGCCGAACCAGAACAUGCCGAUGCACAACGCCAAUAUGAACAGCUACAACAACCAAGGCUACGGUAUGAACGGCAGCGGCUGGACCCAAGGCUACGGCAACACCUCGAACCAAAACUUCACGGAGCAGGACGCCUACGAGCGGAAACCGGUGAAUCCGCAUCGACAGAAUAGGCAUCGGAAACAGCGCGCGCCGGAUUUCCACUACGUUUAGGCGCUGCGGUGGCGGUCUUCUCGAUUCAUCUCGUCUUUGGCUUUGGCCUUUCUUCGCGGCAUGGUACUGGUAUGGGGCGUUUUCGGAUGGCUGGCCGAUGGGAAGGCUGGCUGUGGAUAGCUUCAUGUGUGCUUUCACACAUCUUUCGCAUGUGCAUAGCGAGUAGUGAAAUGGAAAUCCUUAC
Messenger RNA from Trematosphaeria pertusa, 2102 nucleotides. Its product is annotated as DWNN-domain-containing protein. Gene Ontology annotation, molecular function: nucleic acid binding; zinc ion binding; ubiquitin protein ligase activity. The record is from RefSeq and is a predicted model, not a curated record. Bases 38 to 1918 code for a protein of 626 amino acids. Gene Ontology annotation, cellular component: nucleus. Lineage: Eukaryota; Fungi; Ascomycota; Dothideomycetes; Pleosporales; Trematosphaeriaceae. The transcript has a single exon. Gene Ontology annotation, biological process: mRNA processing; ubiquitin-dependent protein catabolic process; protein ubiquitination.